Messenger RNA from Mauremys mutica (yellowpond turtle), 4698 nucleotides. RefSeq names its product RING finger protein 145-like. The record is from RefSeq and is a predicted model, not a curated record. The transcript is spliced from 11 exons. Gene Ontology annotation, molecular function: ubiquitin protein ligase activity; zinc ion binding. NCBI's taxonomy places the organism in Eukaryota, Metazoa, Chordata, Testudines, Geoemydidae. The coding region runs from base 779 to 2959 and encodes 726 amino acids. Gene Ontology annotation, cellular component: endoplasmic reticulum; endomembrane system.
CAAGGAUUGAGCUCACAACCCUGAGUUUAGCAGGCCAAUGCUCAAACCCCUGAGCUACCCCUCCCCCCAAUCCAUUUCAAAAUGAACCUUAGUACAGUGCAAAUAUUUGUAUGUUACCUACUGUGCAGAUCCAGCAGACAGUUCUCAAGCUGAGUUCUGACCAAGCGCUUGUAAGUCACAAGGCAAUCCUUAGCAUGAACACGACUCCGAGUCCUGGAGGGUGAUAGAAUUGUAGUGAAUAGACUGGAAAUCCUAAAAGGGCUUCCUUUGUAGGCACGCAGCCCUCAAAGUCCAACACCUCUGGACCAUGCUGGGCCCGUGCUGUCGCCUUUCCCACUGGGGAGUGCUCAUGUGAAAUCAGGCGGUUCUGUGAAUCUCUUCACUCUCCCUCUUGCAUCUUCAUCUUGCUCUUUUCUGCCUGUCUGGUAGAUUGCCGGCUCCUUGGGCAGAACUGUGUCUUGUGAAGGGCUUGGCUAAAUACGUGGACUCCACUUUACCAGUACAAAGAUGCAGAUACCGGGGUGACUUGGUCCCACAUAGGCAGGGGUAUAAACUAUAGCAGUCAAAGGCACCGUUACCUGGUAUAACUGUUUCACUGGGUGGGGAGGGAUUUUUUUUAUCAGAAAUAGUUAAAACUAUCGACCAGGCUAGAAUUGUCUAUAAAGCUCCGGCAACCUGUGACACUCUAGAAAAAAUAACCCCGCGCCGUUGGUUGGCUGCAGACGCCUCCCACACUUCUGCGGUAGCGUGUGUUCCUGUGUCCCAGACGGGACAUGUGAUGGGCCAAGCCGCUCCGCUCGCUGCUGGCAUCAGCGUUCCGGGAAGCAGCCGUGCUGCGUUUUAUUCCCGCGCAGGGUUGCUGAGGAAGGGCCGAGGCUCUGGAAUCGCGCACGCUUCGUCUGAGCCUGGCGUUGCGAUGAAGGCACGGAGGGCGCAGCCUGCUCGCCGGUGGUGUGGUCGCACUGCCGUAGGCAGUCGUGGCAGGCGGCCGACGCUGUACAGCCCAGACGGUUGCUGUCCUGGGCAGCACGGAAAGUGCUGCCACGUGCUGUGUGUGGUGGUGCUGCUGCUCCCAGUCAGAUCCCUGGUGAGACUGUACCUCUACGGCCUGACGCUGCUGCUGCUCUUCGUGGGGCACCAGACGGCCAGGGACUACAUGCGCCAUGAGAUGGAGGAUGAGUUCCAGGGGGCUGUGUACCAGGACCCUGUGGUGCUCAGACGCUUCGUGACCGCCCUGACAGGCCAGAUCUUUGUGAGCGUGCUCUGCGCCCUCCUGAUGAAGACCAGGCAGGUGUGGCUGUUCUGUGCCCCGCUGCUCCCGCUGCUGGCCCGGCUCUGCGGCCUCCCCCUCCAGGCGCUUCCCGUGGUCAACACCUUCGCCGCCUCCGUCACUGUGGUGGAGGUGCUGUACGUGGCCGCCUCCCACCUGCUGGUUCCCUUCCACCUGGCCGCUGUGGCGUGCAGGGAGGUGGCUCAGGGACUGGAGAUGUACAGGCUGGUGGCGCUGGGCAUGUCCCUCUGGAGCCAGCUGGCCGUCCCGGUGCUCUUCCUUGUCUUCUGGCUGGUGCUCUUCACCCUCCAGAUCUACUCUUUCCUGGCCUCUUCCAACAGCCUCCUCGCCCAGCAGGGGCUGCUCUUCAUCUUCCUCAGCAGCGUGGCGGAGUGCUGCGGCACGCCCUACUCCCUCCUCGGCUUGACCUUCACCGUCUCCUACCUCGCCCUGGCCGUGCUCAACCUCUGCAAGUUCUACCUGCUGGGCUACGACGCCUUCCAGAACGGCAACGUCAUGCACAGGGGUGUGACGGAGGGCGUGACGCUGCUGCUGCUGGCUCUCCAGACGGGGCUGCUGGACCUGCAGAUCCUGCAGAGAACCUUCCUCCUCAGCAUCAUCCUCUUCAUCGUGGUGACGUCGACCCUGCAGUCCAUGAUCGAGAUAGCCGACCCCAUCGUGCUGGCGCUGGGGGCUUCGCAGAACAGGAGCCCGUGGAAGCACUUCCGCAGCCUCAGCCUCUGCCUCUUCCUGCUGGUUUUCCCCUGCUUCAUGGCGUACAAGAUCGCUCGCUUCUUCCACAUGGACUUCUGGCUGCUGAUCCUGGUCUCCAGCUGCAUGCUCACCUCCCUGCAGGUGAUGGGCACCCUCUUCGUCUACGCGCUCUUCAUGAUCGAGCUGCUCCAGGAUGCGCCCCUGGAGAAGACGGACGAGAUCAUUUACUACGUCAACGCGGUGAGCCGGGUGCUGGAGUUCCUGGUGGCCGUCUGUGUGGUGGCCUACGGCACCUGGGAGUCCAUCUUCGGCGAGUGGAGCUGGAUGGGCGCCUCCGUCAUCAUCAUCCACUCCUACUUCAACGUGUGGCUGCGGGCCCAGUCGGGCUGGAAGAGCUUCCUGCUCCGCAGGGAGGCCGCCAAGAAGAUCAACUCGCUGCCCAGGGCCACCAGGGGGCAGCUGCGGGACCACAACGACGUGUGCGCCAUCUGCUUCCAGGAGAUGAACGUGGCCGUGAUCACCGACUGUGGCCACUUCUUCCACACGGGCUGCCUCCGCAAGUGGCUGUACGUGCAGGACACCUGCCCCAUGUGCCACCAGCCGGUGAAGCCCUCGGCCACCGAGGGGCCGCAGCCAAUCGGGGGAGAGCAGGCGGAGCCAGAGCCCGUCCCAGAGGAGGGGCCGCCUGAGGAUGCAGCUGCCGAGGCUGCGGGAAGGGCAAGGACCCCGGGCCCCAGCAGGGCCGCUGAGGGCGGGGAGCCCAGCUGGCAGCAGCAGGAGAACCCAGCACUGGCAGCGCCCAGCAGGGCCGCUGAGGGCGGGGAGCCCAGCUGGCAGCAGCAGGAGAACCCAGCACUGGCAGAGCCCAGCAGGGCCGGGCUGCUCCCAGAAGCUGUGUGCAGCAGAGAGGACGAGCCCAUGGACCCAGCUGGGAGCAGGACUCCCCCGCCAGUGUCUCGGGGCUGCACUCCAUAGCUGCGUGCCAGUCUGGGGCGCACAGCCCUCCUCAGGAACGAGGAGCAGGCUCCUUGGGGAGCCCCAGCCCGGCGCCCAGGUGGAAGCACGGAGUGGGGCAGAGAACGUGGAAUGGGGCAGGAGCCGGGGCCGGCACGGGCUCUGAUGGCAGCCACUGCCCCUGUUAGUGUUCAGCCUGCAGCGCCGGCCCCCCAUCCCCAGAGCCUGGGCUGGGGCAUCCCUGCCACCCGAGUGCUCAGCGAGUCGGUGCCAGCAGAGGCGGCGUGACGGCCGCUGCCAGGCUGGGAAGUGUAACUGCCCCUGCGCUGCCCUGGAACACGCCCACUUAGCCCCACGGGACGGGCCUGAGUCUGCAGACUUGCUUCAGCUCCGGAGCCCCCAGUGCAGUGCCCACCCCGUGCGCAGCGCUGGGGGGGAGGCAGCAGGGCCCAGCCCACCCCUGCUCCGGCUGCACGGAAACAACCGGGAGGCACUUGGCUGGCUCGUGCUCCGUUACGGACGGGCACCACCGGGCUGGGCUGCCCACGGUUACAGAAAGGGGGUGUUGCCGCUGGCUCCCUAGUCACUCGGCGGCUGCUGCUAAGCUGGGUGCCAGAUCUGUGUGGGCUCGGCCCCAGCGCCGGGGCUCUCAGCCAGAAGGCAGCUGGGCGCACCCGCCCUUCCCUUCCCCCUGCCGAAGUGGGAGAGGCCGAGACGCACUGGCCUGAUGGCUCUGGGGUGACGGGGGCGUCCUGCAGCUGCUUGGGACCAUGUGCAGGAAGGGGGAGGGAACCCAUCUGGGUGGGCCCUGUGCUCUCCAGGCCGGGCCUGUCUGCUCGGGCAGGGCCGGAGGGGCCUGCUGCACCACCGGUAUGACAAGGCUCCUGGCGGGACCUCGGCCCAUCCCAGGACUGGACCCUGGACAGGGCAAAGUGCCCGUUCCCUCUGCUGGUUCAGCCUGCAGCACCCCGCAGAGCCUCUCCCUGUACCAGGCCAGUUCUGCUCUGAGAGGAGUUCGCCCUGGCGGGAGGGGCCAGGCUGCUGCUGUGACACAAGGACACACAACUAUGCACUCAGCAGCCAUGGCUCACCCCAGAGGUGGCUGCAUACCAGUGGUGGGCAAAGCAAGGCCAGGCCGGGAAGUCUUCCCCCAUUCUGUACUCUGCCGUCUGUGAAAUAUUUAUCCACCACAGGUCCCAUGCAAGGCCCCAAGGGAAUGUGACGAAACUUGAACAGAAACCCCCUUUCGUUUUUAAAGCCUCAGGGAUUAGUAAUUCCAAGGAAGCUGUGGCUUCUCCCGGAGACGGACGGGCCUUCGCACAGCUAGGCGGGGCAGGUCUGCGCGGCGUGUCGGAUCCGCUUGGAGCGAGGUGUUCGAUCACCGUCAGCUCUCUCUUCCCUUUGGAAGGGACCCGUCCAGCCUCAUUCGUGGUACCUUUGGCCGAUCAAAGCGCCUGGAAUUUGCAGAUUCCCAUUAAAGCUGUCGUGCUGCGUGGGCCGUUUGCACUCGGACCGGCGACCAGCACAGGGUGGCUACGAAAGUGCCAUUAAAAACACAGGGAACGUUUGUGUGGAUCGUCACUUACUGUGAACUGGGGGGGCCCUGCUCCGCUGCGUGGGUAACCCUGAGCCAAAGGGAAUGGCUGCAGCCUAAACAGGCACCUGCCCUCAUAAACCAGGGGCCAGGACUGCCUGGUGCCGGUAACCUGCUCCGGCACCGCUGGUCUCGCCAGGUCCCCUCCUCUUCUCAGCUCUUCCGU